Messenger RNA from Cucurbita pepo subsp. pepo (vegetable marrow), 2009 nucleotides. RefSeq names its product kinetochore protein. Lineage: Eukaryota; Viridiplantae; Streptophyta; Magnoliopsida; Cucurbitales; Cucurbitaceae. The record is from RefSeq and is a predicted model, not a curated record.
AUUGAAAUUUCAGAAAAAGUACCCGCCGGAGACUGUGAAGACAUCGACCGGAGACUAGAUGAAGGGAAACGGCCGCCGCCAUCCUAAGGGAUCUUUCAAUCCUCCACCGCCACCUACUCCCCAAUUCCGCCGCGAUUCCGAUGCCAGCUUUGCCAGUAGCCGCCCUUCUUCCAUCGGAAUGGCUCGUCCCGCCGCUGCCUCCAUCGACAUGUACAAAGAGCGAGCUGUUCAAAUUUCUGCUGUCAACACCAUUAAUUCGUCUCUCAAGGAGCUUUUCAAUCACUCUUUCAAUCUAACAUUCAAACCCUUCUCUCCCCCUUCCCUCAAAGAUCUCACUGAAACCAUCCAUUUGCUACUUCAAUGUCUCGAUUAUCACCCGACGAAGCUUGAGGAUGAUCUCCCCAUCGUCCUCAAAUCCCUAGGGUAUCCCUUUAAAAUCAAUAAGGGCAUCCUCAAGACUCCCCCUGCUCCUCAUCAAUGGUACCCAAUUCUUGCCCUACUUCACUGGCUUGUGCAGGUUGCUGUUUAUAACUAUAACCUUGCAAACGAUUCAGAUUCGUUUGUUUCGAGUAACGAUGUGAAUGUAUAUGUGCUGAAUAGCUAUGUGCAAUAUAUACGUGGGGAUGAUGAUUCGGUGGAAGCUUUGGAUCAGGAGUUUAUGGAGCGGUUAAAGAAAGGGAGGGAUGAUGCAGUUGAAAGCUUGAAUGGAUUGGAGAUGGAAGUUAAGGAGCUCGAAGCCAAAGCCGAGGCGUUGCGGUCGGAUCCCUCGCAGAGGGAGGUUCUUGAGAAGCAGCAGACUGUGCUUGAAGAGGAUGUGAAGAAGUUCCAUACAAUGAUUGCUGGGUAUAGUGAGAAGAUGCAGGAAAUGAAGAAGAUAUUGGAGGAAAAGGAAAAGGAGUUGGAAGUUAAAGUGCAGGAGAACAAGAAGAUAUGUGAAGAAAAUGAAGAGCUGAAGAUGAGGGUGGAAUCUCAGAUGUUUAAUGCCAGAGAUGUGGAAAGGAUGAGGAGAGAAUUGCAGGCUGUGGAGAGGGACAUUGGUGAUGCCGAAGUCUCGAGGAACUCGUGGGAGGAGAAGACAUGGGAUAUUGAUGCAACAGUGGGGAAUAAAUUUAAGGAGCUUGAGGCCAUGGCAAGGGAAUGUAACCAGGCUAUGAGAAGAUUAAAGCUUGAUAAUUGUCAUCAGUACUUCCUGAAUGCAAAGGGGUCAACACCAGCUGAUGUGAUGGGGGUUGACUAUAAGACAACCAUUAAGCCUGCACUUGAUUCCUUUGCAGAGGACAUAAAGAAAAGUUCGAUGACGAAGUUGGAAGAUUUGAUUUCUCUCAGGCAGCAAUCAAGUGAAAAUACUGCUAAAAUUGAGUCUAGACGCAGUCACAUAGUUUCCCUUCAAUCCCAUAUUGAAGAAGUUGAAACUCAAGUGAACUCUUUAAAAAAUGAAAUACGAGAUUAUACAUUAAGAUGCUCCACAGAAUCAAAGAAGAUGGUGGAGGAUGUUCAACUAGAAGCUCAUAGCAUAGAUGUCGUGGAAAGCGAAGCAGGGGAGAUUUUGAAGAAUGCGAAAUUGAAGCAUGAGGAAGCAAUAAAGCAAGGAGAGGAAGAGAUUCUGAUAUGUGCUCGUGAACUAGUUGCAUGUGUUGACUCUGUCUCACAAUAUAAAGAAUUUGUUAGAUCCAAAAUCUCAGAUAUGAGAAGCAACCUCUCCAAGACUGCUGUCGGUAUCUCUGAGGCUUACAAGAACUCUUUGCCUGCUGAAUUGGGUACUGUUUCUCAGUAAGAACAUCAUACUCUAGAGUUUGCUUGUCAUUGUGGAUGUGGAUGUGCAUUACUUAUAGAUAUACAUCUUUCUGAAGUGAGUACCUGUUAGCAUGUCAUGGGGCCGCACAUGGUAGCAUUGGCCGAGUUUGAGUAUCAUAUUUUGGACUGUAUAUUUUCAUUUCAGCUUAUGCUAAAACAAGUAUGGAUAUUGUAUUUUUUUUUUCAAGUGGAAUGAACUGAACUGAAUUGUAAAA